Messenger RNA from Sardina pilchardus (European sardine), 4175 nucleotides. RefSeq names its product kelch-like family member 15 (gene klhl15). Gene Ontology annotation, molecular function: protein binding. Bases 653 to 2494 code for a protein of 613 amino acids. Lineage: Eukaryota; Metazoa; Chordata; Actinopteri; Clupeiformes; Clupeidae. Gene Ontology annotation, cellular component: Cul3-RING ubiquitin ligase complex; nucleus. The record is from RefSeq and is a predicted model, not a curated record. The transcript is spliced from 5 exons. Gene Ontology annotation, biological process: protein ubiquitination; nuclear protein quality control by the ubiquitin-proteasome system.
UAUGGCGUCUAUGUUGGCGAUGGAUGCAUUAGAUGGACACAAUUUUAUUAUCCUACAUAAAUAACGUUGAUGGAAAGACGUAGAGUGACACCAAUGGACAGCGAAGCGGCACUGAUGAUUUAUUUCCAUAUUUUGUUCCCUUGAUCUGGGAUACACACCGGCACUCCAUGUCAGAAGAACCUCGAGCUCCCUGGUCGAAGAGGGGUUGUGUGGAGUCGCAUCGCCGAGGUAGAGCUAGUUUGUGCAGAGACAAUACUCUUGAUUGAUGUGUUGUUCAUCAAACUCGGGGUGUCCGCAAUAUUACAAAAUUACAAGCAUAUUUUCAAUAAUCAUUAGCGGUUGAUAAUUCACGCGAUAAAAUAUGACGAGAAAGACAGAUUCCUGUGUCGGUGGCCUAACGUUAGAGGAUUGCUUAUCUGUAAGCUAACUAGCAGGCGCCUACCAUUGUACAAGGUUCUCUGUCCCCUAUCCAGAGCAGGGGAAACUCAAGCUGAGGAAAUGUGAGCGUCCCUUCAGCGCGUUGUCAGCGAAGUCCGCCUCUGGCCAGGACGCCCCGAAAAGGUGAAUCACCCCCCUGAAAAGAGCAAGUUAAUUUUUUCUCAUCGGGCACAAGGGGCACUAGCCUCUGAUUGGCUCGGCCUCCCCCCGUGACAUGCCCGUGGCCAAUCAGAGGUGUGUGAUGGCGGGGGAUGUGGAGGUGUACCUGUCCCAGGUGCACGACGGCAGUGUGUCGUCCGGCUUCCGGGCCCUGUACGAGGAGCGCCUCCUGCUGGACGUCACGCUGCUGAUCGAGGAGCACCACUUCCAGGCGCACAAGGCCCUGCUGGCCACCCAGAGCGACUACUUCCGGGUCAUGUUCACGGCCGACAUGCGGGAGCGCGACCAGGACAAGAUCCACAUGAAGGGCCUGACGGCGGCCGGCUUCGGCCACGUGCUGCGCUUCAUGUACUACGGCUCGCUGGAGCUGAGCAUGCCCACGGUGCAGGAGAUCCUGCAGGCCGCCAUGUACGUGCAGCUCACCGAGGCCGUGGAGUUCUGCUGCUCCUUCCUGCUGGCCAAGAUCUGCCUGGACAACUGCGCCGAGGUCAUGCGCCUGCUGGAGGACUUCAGCGUGGGCGUGGAGGGCGUGCAGGAGCAGCUGGACAACUUCCUGCUGGAGAACUUUGUGCCGCUGAUGUCGCGGCCCGACUUCCUGUCCUACCUGAGCCUGGAGAAGCUGACGGCGUACCUGGACAGCGACAAGCUGAGCCGCUUCCCCGAGAUCGAGCUGUACGAGGCCGUCCAGUCCUGGCUGCGGCACGACCGCCGGCGAUGGAGGCACACCGACGCCGUGGUGCAGAACCUCCGCUUCUGCCUCAUGACGCCCGCCAACGUCUUCGAGAAGGUCAAGACCUCGGAGUUCUACCGCUACUCGCGCCAGCUGCGGCAGGAAGUGGACCAGGCGCUCAACUACUUCCACGAAGUCAACGAGCAGCCGCUGGCCGCCACCAAGUCCAACCGCAUCCGCUCGGUGCGGCCGCAGACGGCCGUGUUCCGGGGCAUGAUCGGCCACAGCAUGGUCAACAGCAAGAUCCUGCUGCUGCACCGGCCCAAGGUGUGGUGGGAGCUGGAGGGCCCGCAGGUGCCGCUGCGCCCCGACUGCCUGGCCAUCGUCAACAACUUCGUCUUCCUGCUGGGCGGCGAGGAGCUGGGCCCCGACGGCGAGUUCCACGCCUCGUCCAAGGUGUACCGCUACGACCCGCGGCAGAACUCGUGGCUGCGCAUGGCCGACAUGUCGGUGCCGCGCUCGGAGUUCGCCGUGGGCGUGAUCGGCAAGCACGUCUACGCGGUGGCGGGCCGCACGCGGGACGAGACCUUCUACUCCACGGAGCGCUACGACAUCGUGGAGGACAAGUGGGAGUUCGUGGACCCGUACCCGGUCAACAAGUACGGCCACGAGGGCACGGUGCUCGGCGGCAAGCUCUACAUCACCGGCGGCAUCACCUCCUCGUCCACCUCCAAGCAGGUGUGCGUGUUCGACCCCGGCAGAGAGGGGGCGCCAGAGCAGCGGGCGAGGCGAGCCGCCGUCCUCAACAGCUGCUGGGAGAACAAGUCCAAGAUGAACUACGCGCGCUGCUUCCACAAGAUGAUCGCGCACAACGGCAAGCUGUACGUGUUCGGCGGCGUGUGCGUGAUCCUGCGCGCCUCCUUCGAGUCGCAGGGCUGCCCGUCCACCGAGGUGUACAACCCCGACACGGACGAGUGGACCAUCCUGGCGUCCAUGCCCAUCGGCCGCAGCGGGCACGGCGUGGCGGUGCUGGACAAGCAGAUCAUGGUGCUGGGCGGCCUGUGCUACAACGGCCACUACAGCGACUCGAUCCUGACCUUCGACCCGGAAGAGAACAAGUGGAAGGAGGACGAGUAUCCCAGGAUGCCUUGCAAACUGGACGGGCUGCAGGUGUGCAGCCUGCACUUCCCGGAGUAUGUGCUGGAACACGUGAGGCGGUGCAGCUGAGACAGGGAGGGCGUCCGGACGUCCAACCCUGCCCCCCCCCUCCCUCCUCCCCUCCCCCCCCCCCUCCCCCUCCCUCCCCUCUCCCUCCCCUCUCCCUCCUUUCUAGUUCCACCAUCUGUUUUCAGGACAAUGAACAGAAAACGUUUACAGGUGUGAAAAAUAAUACUACAUUACUGAUGAAGCGUUUAAUCCGUAGGCCAGUGCUUAUUUAAACAAACAAACAAACCAACCAACCAAGAAACAAACAAGAAAGAAAGAAAGAAAACAAAAAAACAAACCAGUAAACACCAUACUUUUUAGUCUUAACGGAUUGAAGGGAGACCACGGUCCAGGCUAAUGGUCCGUCUUGCAAUUUUCAAAUUUAGCUUUCUCAGAAAAGGGAGAUAAAGAUCAACAAAAAAAGGGUGCUGGGUUAUUUAUUCGGUGCAUUUCUCAGCUGACCCAACUUCCAUGUUCCCUGUCCACCACACGAUGUCACCCCUCUCAUCCUGUUUCCUGUGACAUCAUUCUUACUUCCUGUCAUCUAGCGCGCUACGUGUUUGGGGAAGUGAGAGGGUAUAUGUUAGAGAAAGGUAUGUGUGAAUAUGCAAACAUCUGCAGGAAAGCCUAUCCCAAAGCUUCAACCAAUUCAUCCUGUCCCUUCAGCCCGGUCAGUAACCCAACCCCACACAAAGAAACAAGAGAGAGGAAGAGAAAAAACACUACCCUGUUAAUUUAUCCAUUGUAUUUCUCUGGCUGCUUUUUUGAUGUCAGCUGAUAUAUUCUUGUAAACGAUGGGAAAAUGCUGUUGACAAGCAUUGCACUUCUUAAGGUGUCUACUCUGCAAUAACACUGGGAUCUCCACUGCUGUCGCACGUAGGAGAGGGACUGAUCAUCGGAGGCUCGGACCUCCUUCUGCUGCCUGUAUUUAUGCUUCUUUUGUCCCCUCCUCUAUUUAUUCUCAGGGGGCCCAGCCGCUUGCGGCGUCCACCCCCCCAAAUCCCCCCCCCCAGUCUGUUGAACAGAAACCAGCUGCUGUACCCCAUUGACUCCCAUUGACUCCCAUUGACUCCCAUCACUUUUGUCCCCACGAGCUAAAGGGCUAAAGCACAUUAGCAUUUCUGCAGCCUGCCAUGUCACGUCCAGUCCACCGUUUCUACUGACGACUGUAAUCAGCAUAAGUGACGUAGAGGACUCGUAUCUACUGACGACUGUAAUCAGCAUAAGGGACGUAGAGGACUCGUAUGAUAUUUAUGACCAUCGUGUGUUCCGUCCGUCGCGUCUUCUCCUCCUGUCCACACCUGUCCACACCUGUCAUCCAAGGGGCAACGAUGUCUGGAGACGAGCGCGCUCUCCUCCUCAAACACUAGUUCUCAUCCGAUCUUCCUGGUUCUGUCAGUGUCAUGUACAUAGAUAUGCCAAAAUAAUGGUCUUUGACAAAAUUCUAUAUACUGUGCAGACCAAAAUGUAAUAGGCUACUCGGGUGCGCAGCUAUUGUUAGAUUUUUAAACUUGUCACCUUUUCCCUUUGCAGGUUGAAAAAAAAAGACCAGUACUGGUAGAACAUCACCCUGUAACUGUAUCUGAGGAAAAAAAGCAAAAUCAAGUUGCUUAAAGAAACAUGUUGGUAACAUAAUUAUUCACUACUAUUUGGACACUUUGUAAUUUCUUUCCAGAAAUAAAUGUUCAUAUUGUUCAGCUUC